CCCAAUAACCUAAGAUUCCUUUGACCGACAGUCUUCAUAUUUGGCAUGGAGGUUGGUCAUGAUGAGUAGAUGACCCCUAUUGAUUUUGAGGUCACCGGUCAAAGGUCAAGGUCACAGGGGCCUUGACUUCAAAAAGCUUGUCCGCCCAAUAACUUAAGAUUCCUUUGACCCACAGUCUGUAUUUUGGCAUGGAGGUUAGUCAUGAUGAGUAGAUGACCCCUAUUGAUUUUGAGGUCACUGGGUCAAAUGUCAAAGUCACAGGGGCCGUGACUUCAAAAAACUUGUCCGCCCAAUAACUUAUGAUUCCUUUGACCCACAGUCUUCAUAUUUGGCAUGAAGGUUGGCCAUGAUGAGUAGAUAACCCCUAUUGAUUUUGAGGUCACCGGUCAAAGGUCAAGGUCACAGGGGCCUUGACUUCAAAAAGCUUGUCCGCCCAAUAACUUAAGAUUCCUUUGACCAACAGUCUUCAUAUUUGGCAUGGAGGUUAGUCAUGAUGAGUAGAUGACCCUUUUUGAUUUUGAGGUCACCAGGUCAAAGGUCAAGGUCACAGGGGCCUUGACUUCAAAAAGCUUGUCCGCCCAAUAACUUAAGAUUCCUUUGACCAACAGUCUUCAUAUUUGGCAUGGAGGUUAGUCAUGAUGAGUAGAUGACCCCUUUUGAUUUUGAGGUCACCAGGUGAAAGGUCAAGGUCACAGGGGCCUUGACUUCAAAAAGCUUGUCCGCCCAAUAACUUAAGAUUCCUUUGACCCACAGUCUUCAUAUUUGGCAUGGAGGUUAGUCAUGAUGGAUAGAUGACCCCUAUUGAUUUUGAGGACACCGGGUCAAAGGUCAAGGUCACAGGCCUUGACUUCAAAAAGCUUGUCCGUCCAAUGACUUAAGAUUCCUUUGACCCACAGUCCUCAUAUUUGGCAUGGAGGUUUAUCAAAUCAUUAAUAGGUGACCCCUAUUGAUUUUAAGGUCACUGGGUCAAAGGUCAAGGUCACAUGGACUUUAACUUCAAAAAGCUUGUCCGCCCAUUAACUUAAGAUUCCUUUUACCCACAAUCCUCAUAUUUGGCAUGGAGGUUAGUCAUGAUUAGUAGGUGACCCCUAUUGAUUUUAAGGUCACUGGGUUAAAGGUCAAGGUCACAUGGACUUUGACUUCAAAAAGUUUGUCCGCCCAUUAACUUAAGAUUCCUUUGACCCACAGUCUUCAUAUUUGGCAUGGAGGUUGAUCAUGACGAUAAGGUGACCCCUAUUGAUUUUUAGGUCACAGGGACCUUGACUAAAAAAAGCUUUUCCCAUCAAUUGUUUAAGAAUGCCUGUCCGCAGUGUAUUGAUUUUGACAUUUUCACAUUUGAAGCAUGUAGAAUACAUAACAUAGCAAUGCACUGGCUUAGUAACCUCAGAUUUGGCAGGGAGGUUGUCCUUGAGCUCUAAAUGGCCACUGUUGAUUCUUACAAAGUGGUAUGCGGGGGUAUUCACUCCAUGACAUAAUGAAAAUGACAUAGUUCACAAUGAAAUUGGUGGCACUGAAAAUGUGCAAUCAAUGAAAGAUUUGAAAUCAACAGAAUGUAGUGAACCAAAUACAUGUAAUGAUGACUCCUUCAGAAAGGAUGUCACCAGAAGUGUCAAACAUUGCAAAAAUCAGGUAAAAAGGCAAUUUGACGACAGCACUGAAAAUGAAAAUUAUUCUGAUAGCUAUAAGUCCACUGUGAAUAGAUCUGUAAAAAUAGAAAAAGACAGUGACAGAUCAACAAGCAUUGGUACCAGUUACAGAUCAACAAGCAUUGGUACCAGUUGUGGGAUAUCAAGCCUGCUGAAAGAUUCAGAACCAACAAAUGUUGAUGAUGGGAUAGAAAUUGACAUGUAUGUACAGUAUAUAAAGAAACAGUCACAGAGAAAGGAGAUGAGAAGAAUAAAGAAGAAGAAGGAAACAAAUAAAUGUUCAAAAAGUGUGAAUAAAUUGAAAGUUGGUCACCACAAGUAUACUGUAAAGAAAAAUCAGUCUGUUAAUAAAGAUUCAAGGGGUUGUAACCAACAGAAAUUAAUAAGGGCAAUAUCUGUCUUAAAUCAAAAAGGCAAGAAAAAGAAAAGUGGUUGUUCUGUUAGCAGUAUGAAAGAUGGUAUUGAUGGACUAGGUCUUAUUCUACAAAGUAAAGCUAAUAAGGUAGUAACUGAACGCUUUUUACCUGGUGGCGAGUCAAAAUCUUUUAAUUCAGCUGACCCUUUAAAAAUUCAGAGUCAGGUCAUUAAUGAACAAGUUAUUGAAGCUGACAUUGCCUCUAGUCAUUCCGAUGAUGCUAAGUUAGAUCCAAGGAGAGUUUGUAACAAUGAUGUAACUACACAUAAUGUUGAAGGUACAGUUGAAUUAAGAGAUGCAGAAAAUGCUGCACCAAAUAAUAAUCAGAGCUCACAAAACAGAAGAUCAGAUGAUGUUUUCGAAACAAAAGAAGACAGUGCUUGCUUUCCACCAUCAGGUAUACACACAGCUACAAAGACCUCUAGGGAAGCUAGUCCCAGUCCAAUCAGAUUAUCAAGUUCUUGUUUGGAUGAUGAAUGUAAUUCAGUGCGAAAGGUUAGUGUACAGGUUGUUCCAAAUCAACUGUUACAAUCUGAAGAGCAGUCUGAUGUCAAAGUUGGUCAAGGUGCAAGUCCAAUGUCAUGGAAUACAAAUCGUAAUAAUGAUAAUUUUUUCAAUCUGAAAUUUAAAGUGAAUGGAGAAAAAUCACCUAAGAAAAAAAUUGACCCCAUAUUUAAAGAAGAGGACUUAAAUCAUAUGAUGCCACUGAAAAGAGUAACAUGGUUGCCAAUAAAUGAGUUACCAGUACCUGAAAUAGAUCUUACAGUUGCUCACCUUACAAAUUUUGAACCUAUAAUGGAAAUUAUUGACCUCAUUACUGCAGGGACACCACCAACACCACAUGUCUCUAUGAGGUAUGAACUGCUCCGUUUCUGUACCUUACGUAGCUAUCCAAGAGAAGACAAACCAUGUCUUGUCAAAUUAUCUGAAGCUGGUUUUUAUUAUGCAUCAGAUGGUGAUGGUGUUGUCUGCUAUUGUUGUGGAAUUCGUCGAUAUAAUUGGACAGCAGAAGAUAACCCUAGGAAAAUUCAUGAGAGAAUAAACCCAAGCUGUAAGUUCUUGAGAAAAAAUGAAGAAGUGAAUGUACCAGUGCAGUACUUUGGACCAUACAGUAAAGAAUUAAUGGCUAUUAUGGAGAUACCUGAACCUAAAGUAAGACCUCAGGUCAGUGAAGAUGUUAAUAAUGACUGGGCUCCUGAGAGAAUACGUGCUCCAGCAUCACAACAACCAAACAGAGCUAAUGAAUCAGGAACAAAUGCGCUUGAUAAACCUAAGCACUCUCAGUAUGCUACAAAGACGGCUAGAGAAGCCAGUUACGGUACCUGGCCUGAUACAUCCAGCCAUACACCAGAGGUACUUGUUGAUGCAGGCUUCUUCUAUGCUGGUUUUGGAGAUUGUGCCAGAUGUUUCUAUUGUGGCAUUGGCUUGCGUCAUUGGACAGCAGAAGAUGACCCUUGGAUAGAGCAUGCUCGGUGGUCCAAGAACUGUGUGUUUGUUAAACAGAAGAAAGGAGAAGAGUUUGUGAACCUAGUCCAGUUAGCUGUACAAUAUGCUCAAGAUAAUGAAGCUAACCCCAGUG
Molecule: messenger RNA, 3640 nt
Organism: Ruditapes philippinarum (Manila clam)
Lineage: Eukaryota; Metazoa; Mollusca; Bivalvia; Venerida; Veneridae
Exons: 7
Biological process (GO): regulation of cell cycle
Cellular component (GO): cytoplasm; spindle microtubule; nucleus
Source: RefSeq, a predicted model, not a curated record